AUGAAGCUCCUGAACGUUCUCGCUCUGGCGGGGCUGGUCACAGCUUGCUCUCAUGAUCAUGAUGAUAAGGAGUGGACGAAGGAGGAACUUGAUGAGCUUGAGCAGAAAUGGGGUUAUGAGUGGCCCUUUGCUGGCAUCAACACAUUUGCCCAUCUCAACCAUGUAAAGUGCCUCACUGAACCUACCGAGCCUUUCGAUAUUGCUAUCGUCGGUGCUCCUUUCGACACAGCAGUUAGCUACCGCCCAGGAGCUCGUUUUGGCCCACGAGCGAUGCGCUCUGCAUCUGCUCGCCAGACAUCUAUGCGUGGAUUCAACCCCCGAGCUGGUAUCAACCCUUACCAGAACUGGGCUAAGAUUGUGGACUGUGGUGAUAUUUCCAUCACCCCCAUCGACAACAACAUUGCUCGCGAACAGAUGACCCAGGCUUUCAAACAGCUUGGUCGCCGCAAGACGGUUUCAGCACUUGCGCCCAAGGCUCGACUGGUGACUUUGGGUGGUGAUCACUCUUUGGCUCUCCCUGCUUUGAGAGCGUUGAACGAGAUUCAUGGGAAGCCUAUCCAGGUCCUGCAUUUCGAUGGUGAGCUCAUUGUUCCCUUGGUUAAAUAUCUUGUGAAGAACCUCGUUAACACAUUCAUCACAGCUCAUCUCGAUACCUGGAACCCAGCUGCCUAUCCUUCCUGGUGGGGAGCCACUCAGUUUACCCAUGGGUCCAUGUUCUGGAUGGCCAACCAGGAAGGUCUCCUUUCAAACUCCUCCUCUGAGCGCUCCGUUCAUGCCGGUCUACGCACCAGACUCUCAGGUAACGAUUUUGCCGACAACGAAGAUGACACCUCCCAAGGCUGGGUCCGCUUCACAGCCGACGAUAUUGAUGAUCUCGGUACCAAGGGAAUAAUCGACGGUAUCCUCAAAGUACUUGGUACCGAAAACCCUGUGUAUCUCUCUGUCGACAUCGAUGUUCUGGAUCCUGCCUUUGCACCCGGCACCGGAACCCCUGAGCCCGGCGGUUGGUCUACCCGCGAGUUCAUCCGCAUUCUUCGUGGUCUUGAGGGACUGAACCUAGUUGGUGCUGAUGUUGUUGAGGUGUCUCCUGCCUACCAGAACGGUGGUGAGGAGACCGCUCUGGCUGCAGCUCAGGUUGUGUAUGAGAUCAUUAGCUCUAUGGUCAAGAGAGGUCUUCAGGAUGGUGGAAAGGAAGGCAAUGGCGGUAAUGCUGCUGCUGCUUCUGCUGCUAAGGAUGAGUUGUGA
Fusarium subglutinans is the source of this 1245-nucleotide messenger RNA. RefSeq names its product agmatinase. NCBI's taxonomy places the organism in Eukaryota, Fungi, Ascomycota, Sordariomycetes, Hypocreales, Nectriaceae. The record is from RefSeq and is a predicted model, not a curated record. The transcript has 2 exons. The coding region runs from base 1 to 1245 and encodes 414 amino acids. Gene Ontology annotation, molecular function: agmatinase activity; metal ion binding.